Paramisgurnus dabryanus is the source of this 4629-nucleotide messenger RNA. RefSeq lists its product as uncharacterized. Gene Ontology annotation, cellular component: cytosol. The record is from RefSeq and is a predicted model, not a curated record. NCBI's taxonomy places the organism in Eukaryota, Metazoa, Chordata, Actinopteri, Cypriniformes, Cobitidae. Gene Ontology annotation, molecular function: protein binding; GTP binding. Gene Ontology annotation, biological process: defense response to virus; regulation of apoptotic process.
CUGCGGGGCUGCCGCUGGAUACAUCUCGACACAUGAGCGAGACUUAAAAGUUAUUAGUUAUGAAAAGAAAUAAAGUGAUCGGGUUUAAAGCAAUAAACCAAUGAAAUGAACACGUUUACAAUAAAAUCAGCUGAAGUAGUAGCUUAGUAGUCACAACACGAUUUACUAUUUUAUCUAGUAAACGCCCUUAAGUCCAUUUUCAAUAAAAUUGCAUCCUUAACCAGACAACGCGAGGGUAGGAUAAAAUGCCAGGACACCGGAAACAUCUGAAACGUAUUAAUCUUAAGUAAAAUGCGGAAGGAGAUAUGCCACAAGUAACAGUUACGUUCUGUUUUCUCUUUUUAUAAGUUACAUGUAAAGAGCGUACAAUAUGAGUGACGACAAUGCCAUAAAAACCAGACUGCUUCAGCAGGAGUGCCACUUUACGUGGUCUUUAAGGGAAGAAGACUUUUCCGUCACUGAUUUACUGAAUCGUCUGGAUGAACAGAUUCAAUUGGAAUCCGGUGAGGCAAGAGUAACACGAGCUUACAACAGUUUAGGAUUUGUUCAUUACAUUCACGACAACCUGCAGGAAGCGCACAAAAAUCUGCAGAAAUCUGUGCAGCUCGCAAAGGAGUACUACAAAGAAAAAAGUGAUUCAUAUCUUAUUGUUACCUAUGGAAACCUUGCUUGGUUACACUAUUACAUGAAAACAUUCUCCACAUGUGAAGACUACUUGAGAUUGUUAGAGAGGAUUCACGAAACAUCUUCUAAAGAUCUCACCAAUAGCAUUUCUCUAGAGGUGCUCCGAGAAAAGGGUUGGGCGUUUCUCAAAUUCUGUCGAAAAUACUACAAUGGUGCUAAGGAGUGCUUCAGACAAGCCCUUGAAAAAAACCCACAUGACAGUGAUUUGAACGCAGGUUAUGCUAUUGCAUUGUAUCGCACAACGGAAACACCUGACUCUUUGUUAAUUCAACAACUCCAAAGAGCUAUAAAGCUUAAUCCAGAUGAUGCCGUUUUACUUGUGCUGCUCGCCCUGAGAAUGCUCCACUUCACAGACGAUGAAAAAGCAUCUCAAACUCAAGUGGAGUUGGUGAUUUCUUCCUUGUUAAAGUCUCGUGAAAAUCCUCAUGUUUUGAGAUACGCUGCACAGUUUUUCCGCCAAUUGGGAACUGUGGAUGUCGCCAUUCGUCUUCUUGAAAAAGCAUUGAAGAAUACACCAAAUUCAGCCUUUUUACACCAUCAACUGGCUAGGUGUUAUAUCAAUAAAAAUCAAACACUGAAAAUGAAAAAAGCUGAGUGUGAUGAAAAGUUUCUGAACAGAUGUAUCUAUCAUCUGGAAAGGGCAAUCACAUUGAAGCCCUCAUUCAUUGUUGCUUUGGCAGAUUUGGGUCUGCAGUAUGGACGAAAAGGUAGUUUCCCAAAAGCUGAGAAAAAGUUUGAAGAAGCAUUUAAAUUGGCCAAUAUUCAAAAGGAGCAUCUGUACAGAGUUUAUUGUUUAUUUGGCCAAUACCAGCUCCUCUGCCUUCACUCUGAAGAAAAGGCCAUUUACAAUUUCAUGCAGGGUCUAAGGCUUCAGCCCGAAUCAUCAGAGGACGAGUUGUGUGAGAGUUACCUGAGAAAGAUUGCUGAAGAUCGUAUCAAAAACACCCAAAACCCACAGGACAGCAAGGCGAGUGGAAUAUAUGGAUUCAUUUAUGAAGUGAAAGGAGAAAAACAACAAGCUGCUAAAUACUAUGAGAGAGCUCUGAAGUAUGGACCUGCUGAUUGUAAAAGCAUUUUGCUCACAGAGAUGAGGAUUUGGCUCCUGAGUUUCAACGAAGCAGAAAAAUCCAUUUUAAAUCUCAUAUUUGAUGGAGGGAGUUAUGAAGAAGGACUUUGUUCUAGUGGUAAGCUGAAGAGUGUCAAAGGCACAGUAGCCAAGAAAAAUGUAAACCUGUUUGAGAUUGACAUCUGCAAUGCCAAGAGAAUCCUUAGAUGGGAAAGAAUGGCUCUUAAUCCUGGACCUCAUGCAGUUAUACUUGCCUUUUCACUGGAGCAUGGGCAAUUCACAGAAGAAACUGAAAAGAUCCUUAAGGAUUUAGAGUUUCUUGGAGAGGAAUUCUGGAAUCGUCUUAUAGUCGUAUUUACAGAGGGAGACUGUAGCAUGAGUGAAUACCAUGGAGAUCAAGGAAGAGUAGUAGAGUGGCUUCUAGAAAAAUGUGGAAGGAGAUACUACAUCACUGGCAAAGAGUCAGAAAGCCUUCAAAAAGAGCUUUCAAAGAAGAUUAUGGAGAUGAAUUGGAUGAAUAAGUCAAUGCAUCUGCUAUUACCACAGAUGUCAGAUGGAGAUUCUCAAUGUCUCUCAGAAGACUUAACAGGGAUGGAAAUAAAAGAUGAUGAUUUGGUCACUCCCGAGAUAAUCGUUCAGGAAGGACAAACUGCAUACAGGAUAUCAUGCAGGAAUGCAGGUUGGUUCCACUGUAAGUUUACACGGCUUGGAUUUAACAUGAAAGGAGAAGGGGAGUUGCUCUACAGUACUGUUCUUCCAGAAAGUGGCACUCCAAUUCCCACUAACUGUUACCCAGCAGGUCCUCUGUAUGACAUCAAAUGUGUUCAGGGUGAACUUUGCCAACUCAGACUGCCUCACUGCGAAACCUUCAUUGAGGAUGCCAUCUAUUCAAUGUCAGUUAUUCAUUAUUCUGGUGACAGUGUUGAGGUUCUCAAAGCCCAAAAUAUCACAAGCACACAUGUGACCGUGAGCAUCCCUGGAACGUCAAGAUUCAGGAUCACAAAGAUUAUUAACUGGUUUAAGGAAAAGAUCAUGGGACAAGUGAUAGUAUUGUACCGUCAACCAGCACACAGACUGCAUGCAUUUCUACAGCCUUGUAAUGUGGAUCCCAGAAAAGUGGCUGAUUGUUUUCCAAAUUAUAAAUUAAUCCAAACAAUUUCUGAAUGUGAUCUUAAACAUAACUGCACAUACAGCAUGACCUGUGAUUCACUAGAGGAACAUGGAGCAUCCGUAGCUCCAAAAAUAAAGAUACAACCUCCGAAAAAAAAAUUCCGGUGCUCUUUUAAAGAAAGACCUCAUUACUAUCCAACAUUUGAAUUGUUUCUGCCAAAUGAUGUGAUGAAAGUGAAGUUAUCCCUAAAAAAUGAACAUUUUGAUCCAGCAAGAGUUGUGUGGAAUUGUGAAAUACACCUCGAAGAAUAUGCAACAAACAAAUCAGUCAGUUCAUCAACAAAUGAGCAGUAUAAAUCCUUUCUGAAAGCCAACAAACAAAAGCUCAUCCAAAGGGUGCUAAAUGUUGAUGCUAUUUUGGAUGGUCUAACCGAUGUUGUAGAGCAAGAACAACUCAAGAAAAUCAGAGCAAAGACAAUAAGUCAGGAAAAAAUGAGGGAACUCUAUGACAUUUUAGAAGUACGAGGGUCAAAAUUCCAACAAAGAGUUUUCACUUUGCUUCAGGAAAAUGAAAGAUACCUUAUGGAAGAACUGAUGGCAACUGCUGGGAAAUUCAGUUAAGACAGAUCAGCGCCAGCAGCCAAGUGGACAGGACAUUUUUGGGCAAAGUCCUGGCUUGUGGUCGUUCCCAACUCCUGUUGCUCUCUCAUCCUUAUAGAUUUUUUCGUCCAUCGUGUCCUGACUAAUGAACGUUUUCCCUGCCAUUGACGAGUUAUCUCAUCAAUUAAGAGAAAACAUUUCCCUGCCAAUGACGCUUCCCUAACAAGUUUUUUCCGGUAAUCUGUAAUUCCGCUGUAUGUUUUGAUAAUUAUUCUGAUCUGUAGUUCCUAAAAAUGCAUUUAUCUCAGCUUUUGCUCAAAUUUUGUAUUUUUGAAGAAACCUACCAAUAUUUAAAGGCAGAGUGCACAAUGUUUCAAAAACGCUUUGGAAAAGGGAGUCGGCCGACUACCAAAACACACUUGUAGCCAAUCAGCAGUAAGGGGCGUGUCUACCAACUGACAUCCUUGCCGGGUUUGCGUAUGUGUGGGGUGGCUCUAUUAAAAGAAGGUCCAGAUUCUAUUGGGGUAGGGGCGUGUAUGUUUAGGUGAUUUCAAAUGUCAACAUUGGCUUUCAAACAUUGUGCACUCCGCCUUUAAGAGGUUAUAAAAAGAGAACAAAUAAAGAUAUAGCAUGAAACUUUUUUGUUUGAAAGCAGAGGGUCUGUUCUUUCAUUUGAUAUAUUUGUAUGUUUAUAUUUAUAGAAUAAUUUUUUCCUGGAAGGCAUUUUUGAAAAUCACAAAAAAUGCUGGCGGGCAACUUUAAAAAAGGAAAAAAUGGCAGGGAAUGAGUUAAAAGUGACAAGUACCUUAAAAAAAACUCAUUUAUAAAGAUUAUUUAGAGAAUUGAGAAACCAACAUCAGCACAUAACCCGAUUUAUAAGCAGAAAGUGUGUGUGUGUAAUAAUGUGCAUUUUUCUUUAUUAAAUAAAUUAUUAUGUAUGUAUGUAUGUAUGUAUUUGGAAAGUUAUUAGCCCAAAUUAUUGGAAGCAUUUAACACUGAAUGAGGUGUACUCCUUUACAGUGAAACAAAAUAUUAUGAAUUUCUGAUUUUUUUUCUAUUAUUGUGAUGCACUGUGGAUAGGCUCCAUCCAUUGUUUGACCCAAGAAAGGACUAAGCGGGUUGUUAAGAACAGAUUGAUGAUUUAUAUAUAAAACAAGGCUAUACAUAAU